Syngnathus acus (greater pipefish) is the source of this 9133-nucleotide messenger RNA. Its product is annotated as pecanex-like protein 3. The record is from RefSeq and is a predicted model, not a curated record. NCBI's taxonomy places the organism in Eukaryota, Metazoa, Chordata, Actinopteri, Syngnathiformes, Syngnathidae. Gene Ontology annotation, cellular component: membrane.
UGCGCGCGCGCAUGUGAGCCAACUAGUUGUUGGCUAGCGCCUUAGCAGCUACAGUUAGCCUUUUUUUUUCUCGGAAACAUUUCAACACACUUCCUGUUCUCGUAAAAAAAACCUGCUUGACGUUCACCAUGAAUGGGGCUCCAGAGCGAGGCUUGUCCGUCCCUCUAAAAUGUCAAAGAAAACCAGGGACCCUCGCGAAAUGAUAAAUUAGCCCUUCGUCAGUGGAAAAAAAGUCUGUCUAUAUUUUACUUCUUAUUUUUCUGACAUUGCUCGCUCGCAUCCUGCGAAGGAAAUCUGAGAUUUUUGCGAAGAGUGGAUGCGGAAGAAGGAUAUGAGGCAAGCUGGACGGCUAAAGCUAAGUGUACGCUGUGCUGGGAUUCAAAUAUGAGUGUUUUCCCUCAUUCUCGCUGGGUUGCCAAUAUACUACAAAGUCACUCACUUGAAUUCCCUUCAAGGAUUAGGCUCGGGUCGCGUGGCAUCAUCUGUGCGAGGACAGGGCACGCAACGGUGUCAGGAUGUGCAAAGACUCCUGACCUUAACUGAAUUGAUCAGGCAUCCAGGAUUCAGAAGUGUUGUUCCCCAUGAGAAACUCUCGCUUGGUUGGCCAUCUCCAAUGGACGUGCCAUCAUAGACACAGGACACUGUGGCUCCAACCCCACAGUUUUCUCAGCGACCGUGUUGGAGCGGCUCUUUCAUCUGUGGGUUCCCCCUGAAGGUGGAGAGAUGGGCUCGCAAGCGCUUCAGAUAUUACGACAAGGCGUGUGGGCCUCGCUCACCGGAGGGUGGUAUGUGGACCCCCAUCAGAGCACCUUCUCCAACUGCGUCCAUCUCUACUUGUGGAUAUUUCUGCUCGCAUUCCCCUUUCUGCUGUACAUGGCUUUCCCCGCCAGCUUGGUGAUUGCAGGCUUGUACUCCGCUGCGGUGGCCAUCUUUUUCACCACCAUCAAAGUGGUUAACUACCGGCUGCACGCCAUGUUUGACCUCGGGGAGAUUAUCGAGAAGAAACAGGCCUCGCUCACGCCUGACGUUCCAAGGACAGAAGAUGGGGACGAAGGUUCAGGGGGCCAUGAUGGGAGUCAGCCCAGGGAUGCUGGUGUGGAGAUGACUGUGUUUCGGAAGGUCAACUCGACGCCUCCGGUGCGAUGCAGCUCCCAGCACUCGCUGUUUGGACUCAACCAAGUGUCGGAGUUCUUGCCCCAACUUGAGGAUUCAGGGGGAACAAAAGAUAUCAAGGAGUUAAUGCGAGAACAGGGAAGCAAUAAUGUGAUUGUGACUUCUGCUCAUCGUGAAAUGCUGCGUCAAGGCUCUCAGGACACCAUCAGGGGUCCGAGCAUGGUCCAGUCCUGCAUUGCUGCUGCUCUGGGAGGUAAUUUCCCAGGUCUCAUUGGACUCUCCGGGGUGGCGUCUGGAUUUGGAGAACCGGGAGAAUAUCUGUCCGUACCCCCUUCACCUUCCAGUCAAGAAGAUGGAGGAGAGAAAGAGCCAUUGCAGCAAGUAGAGGUGGCUCAAAAGAUCCCGGAGGACAAUGGGUUAGCUUAUUCUCCGCUCGGGCCGUCUGCUGAGUCUGGGAGUCUUGGAGAGACCCCGCUGAGUCCCCUUAUAAAGAGUAGCUUGAGUGAAGAGCUGAGCGAAAAUCUCUUAGGGUUGGGCCUGGACCCGGUGGUGUUUGUACCUGGGACCGAGUACCCCGGUUGUCGUAGCGGGGUGGCAUUAGCUGCCGGAUCUACGGACAGCUGUUUCAGCGGCGGCGGUGGCGCCACCGAUCGCGAGACGCUGAGCACCGUUAGCAGCUACCGCAGCGAAAAGACGGACUCCACUCAGCUUGAAAGUCCAUCUUUCAGCCAACCCAAGCUCGCAGAUGGACCGGCGUCUACUACGAUGCCAACGACGGGCGCCAAGGUCACCGCAACCGCAGGCGUCCCAGCAGGACAGGAUGGCAGCGAUACGGAUAACCUGUCGGACAGCGUGUUAUUGCGUUCCCCCUGCAAAGAUAUCUCCCCCAGUCAGGCGCUGGACCGGACACUCGUCGAAGGAGACGAUUUACCGUCUGAUAUGAUCGCACAAGCCCCCGCGUUCCACAACUCUUCCCCCUCAAGUAGCGGCCACUCUGACAUUUGCGAUUUGGACAGAGCCGCCCCAGUCCCCCCCCUCCCUCCGCCUCGGCAGGCCACUUCAGUGCCCUCAGGGCUGGCCCUGGGUUCAGUGUGCUCCGAGCCCUCUCUGCCCAUAUCGUCAACCCCGUUCCUGCUGUCCGAUCAAGCCGCCCAGCAGGUCGUGCGACCCAAAGACUUGAAGCUGCUGCGGGCCAGCGGCAGUAGUGUGGGCCACAAGCCGGGCCGGCGGAAAGCUCCGCGAAGGCGAGCCGGGGCGGGAAGUAACAGUUUUGACUGCGGCUCGUACAGGCGUCAUCACAAUCAUAGGCAACACAGAGAUUACAUCCCGGUGCGCAACAAGCUCGGUGCCAAGGCCUACAGCGAAAGUCUCUUUGAGGAUUCCAGCGAUGAGGACGACGGCAGCGACAUGAGCGCGGCAUCCAGUCUGGGUUCUCAGCGGCGCUACAGCUCAGAUGAAGACUCCAGUUCCUCUACCUCCUGCUACUCCCCAGAACUCACUGGCGCCGCGUUACAGCUCCCCCCGGCUGCUCAGCCUCCUACUCCGCGGGAAGGGGAUUUGGCCGAACCGGCCGGCCCCUCGCAUUCACGUGCCGCUCAGCGCUCUUCGAGCACAGCCAGCGCUAAGACGCACGCCAGGGUUCUGAGUAUGGAUGGGGCGGGUUCAAGUCAGAACAGCACAGCGGCUCCGCCUGCUGCUCUGCAGACCAUGCCCUCAACUUCCACCCCUGCACCUCGCACCCUCACCGUCUCCAAGUCGGACUUGGAAGCUCGAACCAUCCACAUCGAUUGCUUUCCGGUGUCUCAUCCUCAUCGGCUGGAUUCUCUCGGAGGAUCUUGGACCGGCAACCAGAUGGGCUGGCGAGCAGGAGAGUUGACCGAAGAGGGGGCGGUAGGGGGAGCUCUGUCUCCAGAUAAUGGCAAGAACGACUCAGUGAGCAGUGUGAAGAGGACCCAAGCCAUCCGCAGGAGACACAAUGCAGGAACCAACCCGACACCUCCACCCUCCACCAUGGGAUCACCUCCUAGUCUCCAGGACCUCCAAAGGGCUCGGACCUCCUCCCACUCGCGGACCCGCACCCUCCCGUCCGCCUUACAGUUUGCUUCGUCAUUUCUGCACUCUCGCAGCGGCAUCCACGAGGCCUCCACCUUCGACGACACAUCAGAGGGAGCCGUGCACUACUUUUUUGACGAGAGCGGAGUGAAAAGGUCCUACACAUUUGGACCUGCUGGAGGAGGUUAUGAAGAUCCAGUUCAAGAAAGGGAGAGGCAGUCCCAGUCCUCAAGCUUCACCUCCACUGAGGUCCAAGAAGGAGCACCAGUCCUUUCCAUGCUGCAGCCCAGACCAGUGGUCCUACAGGGCAUGCAGGUGCGCAGGGUUCCAUUGGAAAUGCCUGAGUUCGACCUGGAUCACGAGUCUCUGCAGGAGUCCCAAGAGAACACGCUGAUGAUCGAGGAGAAGGCUAAACCCAAACAGUAUUAUCGCUUUUGGGUUCUGCCUGGGAAGUGGCUCAGGGUCCGUUAUGAUCGCUUAGCGCUUCUGGCCUUGUUGGACAGGAACCGCCGUGUGGGAGAAAACGUGUUUGCUGUGGUGCUGGCCAGUCUGGUGGCCUUCCUGGGCUUCCAACUGUUGCUCCAGGGCUUUUUCAGGGACAUCUGGGUCUUCCAGUUCUGCCUGGUCAUUGCAAGUUGCCAAUACUCCUUAUUGAAGAGUGUGCAACCAGACGCAGCCUCUCCCAUGCAUGGUCAUAACUGGAUCAUCGUGUACAGUCGGCCUGUUUACUUCUGCUUGUGCUGCGUGAUGAUCUGGAUCUUUGAUUUAUCCGGCCGUUCUGGCAGCCUGCAACCAUUCUCCCUCUAUGGCGUCACGUUCUUUUCCGCACAUUUCCUGCUUUGUGUCCGAGAUAUGCUCCUGGUCUUGGCCCUGUGUUUUCCGGUCAUCUUCCUGUUUGGCUUGCUACCUCAGGUCAAUACUUUUAUCAUGUGUCUGUUGGAGCAGAUCGACAUGCACAUUUUUGGUGGAACAGCCACCACCAGCCCACUCUCGUCUCUGUUCAGCCUCAUACGCAGCGUGCUGGUGGCCGCUCUGCUGUAUGGAUUUUGUCUGGGUGCCAUAAAUGCACCGUGGGGGGACGCCCAUGUGCCAGUACUCUUCUCUGUAUUUUGCGGCCUGCUGCUCGCCUUGUCCUACCACCUGAGUCGCCAAAGUAGCGAUCCCACCAUCCUCUGGUCAUUGGUCCGAUCCAAAUUACUCCCCGAGCUGGAGAAUCGCACACCAGAAGAUCCCCUUGUGGAGAUCAAGGAUCCUCUUCCAGAGAAGCUCCGCAACUCUGUGAAAGAAAUUCUCCAUUCAGACCUUGUCAUGUGUCCCCUCAUGGCUGUGAUCACUUUUGCCAUCAGUGCCAGCACGGUUUUCAUUGCACUACAGCCUGCGCUCAGCUUUGUCUUAUAUAUCCUGGCGGGAGUUGUCGGCUUUAUUACUCACUAUCUCUUGCCUCAGCUGCGCAAACAGCUUCCAUGGUUCUGCCUGGCUCACCCUGUGCUCCGAUCCAAAGAGUACAGUCAGUUCGAAGUCCGAGAUGCUGCACAGCUCAUGUGGUUCGAGAAGCUUUAUGCGUGGCUUCAGUGUGUGGAGAAGUACUUCAUCUACCCAGCGGUGGUGCUCAAUUCCCUCACGACAGAAGCUCGUGCUGUUGGCCAGAACCAUAAAGAGCUGGACAUCUAUAGCCGAGCGCUCUUCAUCUCAGUGGCCGGCAUGAAGCUGCUGCGUUCAUCCUUCUGCGCCCCGUCGCAGCAGUACGUCACGCUGUGCUUCACCACGCUCUUCUUCCACUUUGACUACCCGCACUUCUCGGAGACCUUCUUGAUUGACUACUAUUUCAUGUCCAUUCUUUUCAGCAAGAUGUGGGACCUGUUAUAUAAGUUACGCUUCGUGUUGACUUACAUCGCGCCCUGGCAGAUCACGUGGGGCUCGGCUUUCCACGCCUUUGCCCAGCCCUUCGCGGUACCACACUCUGCUGUGCUCUUUGUGCAAGCCAUCUUUUCAGCCAUCUUUUCAACCCCUCUCAAUCCAGUCCUGGGCAGCGCUGUGUUUGUCACCUCAUACACCAGGCCUGUUAAAUUCUGGGAGCGGGAUUACAACACCAAGCGAGUUGACCACUCCAACACCAGACUUGCCACUCAGCUGGACCGUAAUCCAGGUGCCGACGACAACAACCUGAACUCCAUUUUCUACGAGCACCUAACACGUUCGCUGCAGCACAGCCUGUGUGGAGAUCUGCUGCUCGGACGCUGGGGCAACUACAACACGGGCGACUGCUUCAUUCUCGCCUCAGACUACCUCAACGCAUUGGUGCAUAUUAUCGAGAUCGGCAAUGGCCUGGUCACCUUCCAGCUGAGGGGUCUCGAGUUUAGAGGCACCUACUGUCAGCAGAGAGAAGUCGAAGCCAUCACAGAAGGCGUGGAGGAGGACGAGGGCUGCUGCUGCUGCGAGCCGGGUCACCUGCCUCACAUGCUGUCGUUCAACGCCGCCUUCGGACAGCGCUGGCUCGCCUGGGAAGUGGCGGCCACCAAGUACGUGCUGGAGGGUUACAGCAUCAGUGACAAAGCCGCCUCCAUGCUGCAAGUGUUUGACCUUCGCAAGAUUCUCAUCACGUACUAUGUCAAGAGCAUCAUUUACUACGUGAGCCGAUCGCCUAAAUUGGAGGAGUGGUUGGCUAACGAGGCGAUUCAGGAGGCACUGCGGCCGUGUCUCGGACCCAACUACGUCGACAGCGACCCCACCUUCAACCUGAACAUCGACGAGGACUAUGACCACAGGGCCUCCGGGAUCACACCCUCCUCCUUCUGCAUGAUUUAUGUGGACUGGAUUCAAUAUUGCAACAGCAGGCGGCAAACGCCUGUGACUAGUGAUAGAGAUUCUCCUCUGGUCAGUCUAUGCUUUGGAUUGUGUAUCCUUGGAAGAAGAGCCUUGGGCACUGCCUCCCACAGCAUGUCUGCAAGCUUGGAACCAUUCCUCUACGGCCUCCACGCGCUCUUCAAGGGAGACUUUCGCAUCACGUCUCCGCGGGACGAGUGGGUCUUUGCAGAUAUGGACCUGUUGAAUCGAGUUGUGGCGCCCGGAGUGCGGAUGUCCCUCAAGUUGCAUCAGGACCACUUCACAUCCCCGGAUGAGUAUGAAGACCCCACGGUGCUAUAUGACGCCAUCACCACCAACGAGGAGAAAAUGUUGAUAUCACACGAGGGCGACCCCGUUUGGCGCAGCGCCAUCCUCGCCAACAUGCCAUCACUUUUGGCGCUGCGUCAUAUCAUGGACGACGGCAGCGAUGAGUACAAAAUCAUCAUGUUGAACAAGAGGUUCCUCAGCUUCCGGGUCAUCAAGGUAAACAGAGAGUGUGUGCGUGGGCUGUGGGCGGGGCAACAGCAGGAGCUGGUCUUCCUGCGCAACCGCAACCCAGAGCGCGGCAGCAUUCAGAACGCCAAACAGGCCCUGAGGAAUAUGAUCAACUCGUCGUGCGACCAACCCAUCGGCUACCCCAUCUACGUGUCCCCCCUCACCACGUCGUACGCCGGUGGACAUGGUCAGCUGCGCUCCGUGUGGGGGGGGCCUGUCAGCCCCCACAACAUCUACAACUGGCUCAUCAAUAGCUGGGACAGGAUGCAGAAAGGAUGCGGCGCCGGUUGCAACAGCGGCGGAAACAUCGAGGACUCGGACUGCGGCGGCGGUUCCACCUCCAUCACGACCAACGUCGCCAUCCACACCACGCAGAGCACACCAGCCUCUGGCCUUCCCCAGCCUCACAUCACCACCAUGCAGCCCUCAUUGGGUACGGACAAUCCUGUCGGCCCAACACAAAACUGGCCUCACCACCCCCAACCACUCCCACUGGCUCUACUCAGCCAAUCAGAGGGCAGGAUAGAAGCAGGCCUGCUCUCAUCCCUCCAACGCACAUCCUCCAUCCAGGGCCUGCUGGGUCAGCAACUGUCCAACUCGCAACUCUCCUUCAGCGGCUCCGUGGCGCCGCCGUCUCUGCCGAUGCCCGAGUGCAUCUGCCCUGCCAGCUUCCUGGACAACUCAAGCCACAGGACGGGCCAGCGGGCUGGCCUCGCCCAGGGCAACAUGCUCCACUUUGAGAGCCAUUUUGGGAAGUGGAGUUUUUCCAGCAGAAAGGGCUUUAACGGUCCGGCGGCAGCGGAGGGUGAUGGAGCAAGCAUCCACACCAUACGCACGCAGCCGCUGCCCCCGGGCCCCCCACAGGAGGCCAGUCCCACACAAGAUCCGCUGGGAGCGACGCGGGCGGUGGAAUCCUGCCUGCUGCCAGCAGGAGACACCACCACGCCGCCUGACCAAUCCACAGAGUUGCCUUUACUUGAGCACCUGCGCUGAUUAUUGACACACCACCCUCCCCCCUUUUGGGUAACAGCACACUGGACGGCACCCCCCACGCUCCCAUCAAGACUCAUUAUAUCAAUGUUUAUUCCACAUGGAUUCACAAAACACGAUGCGGUCUUAAAGCAUGUUCCACGUCAACUCAUGACGCUACUCCCAAAGUCAUCUUAGUGAGGCUCAGAUGCGCUGCGCGUGUGUGUGUGUGUGUGUGUUUGUGUGUGUACGUGAGUGUAUGUGUGCUAAAAGGCCAGAAAGGCCAGUGCAAUUCCAAGGAUCUUUUUUCUUUCCUUUUGGUCAACAAUUAUUUUUAUAAACUGGAACAUGGAAGAUCAGCUUUGACUGUGUGGAGACCACGAGAAGCCUUGUUCAGUUUUUCCUCCCAACUCAGAAGUUCUCGCCGGUGUUCAGUCCAGAGGCACAAAAUUGAAAUUUCAGCAGCCGACCGUUUUUAUGGUGCAUCUCCUCCCCCGGCCGGCGCACGGUGCUCAGGCCGCUUGUUUACAGCCUCUGAGUCCAGCCUGAGAAAUUGUGUUGAUCACAAACUUUUUUUUUUCUUUUUCUAUUUAGGGAUUUUUGUUCUUCUUCUUUACUUGAAGAUGGAGGCGUCGGUGUCGCGCCAGUCAUUUGGAGACACCCGCCAGCCCGCAUCGCAUCCAAUAAGGAGGAUGGGAGGGGGCAAAGGGGUCUGCUUCCUUGUCGCUCCUACUCGACUACUGCUUCUGCAUCCCCCCGCUACUACUACUAACUAGCUAACAGAGUCACCACUACUACUGCUUGAAUCCAGCGUUUUAGUUGGAACUAAAGGAUAAAAACUGAAAACAAAGGAUACAUAUUUAUUGGAGGUCUUACAUAUUUGGGAUUCAUUUGUAUCAUGUGCUGAUGUUAAAUUGGCAACUUGCGUUUUUGUUUUGUCAUCCCUUCUUCAAACCAGUGUUACAAUUUUGUCAUCUCAACAGGGGCUCCUGCGUGUGUGUGUGUGUCUAACUGGAAGUACACGAAGAAGUCACUCUAUGUUGGGUUUCUUCCCCAUCUUGCACUCUGCCUCACUCUGGAUUGACCUCAGUGAUCAGAUAAUGCAGUAGAAUACAAAAUAAGACCCUGCAGGAUGAUCAAACUGUGGCAAGCCGCCCAAAUUCAUAGUAGAUUGGUGGUGGCCAUCAUUCUCCCACUGAAAUCCCCAAGUAGCCGUCUUAACAUUUUUUUCUUUUUAUAAAACCGCAGCAGCCAGUUGAACUUUUCUUUCUUCCUUACUUUGCUCAGAGAAAGCAAAGCACAAAACGGUGGUCAGUUGAAAUAAAAUAAAAAGGGAUUUCGUAAUCUCUGCAACUAUGUACAGCAUGUUUCAUAUAUAAAUAUAUAUUUAAAAAUAUAAACCUAUUUUAUUAUGAUUGGAAAUUCUGGGGUUUUUUCUGUUUAAGACACUAAGUCCGUUUAGCGUCACAUUUGAAAUGUGCAAUUUGGGAAGAUUAGGUUCUGUUUUUCCUUUUUUAUUUGUACCCCAUCUCUCCAUCUCUUUUUUAGUUUUUCUCACAGGGGAAUCUUUAUUUAAGUCAAUGUUCAAUGUUCUGUACAGUUUUUUAAGUGAUUUUUUUCCCUUCUAUUUAAAUUAAAGAUUUUUGUGUCUUUGUUUGCA